Papaver somniferum (opium poppy) is the source of this 1178-nucleotide messenger RNA. Its product is annotated as desiccation-related protein PCC13-62-like. The record is from RefSeq and is a predicted model, not a curated record. NCBI's taxonomy places the organism in Eukaryota, Viridiplantae, Streptophyta, Magnoliopsida, Ranunculales, Papaveraceae. Bases 1 to 1113 code for a protein of 370 amino acids. The transcript has 4 exons.
AUGGUUCAAAAUUUUGAAUUCAUUUUUGGAGAAUUUGCAUGGCUUGGUUUUAGGAUAAAACUAAAUCUUGGAAACCCAUUUAAAGAUAAGAAAAUUAAUGAUCUUGAAAGAUAUCAAAAUGAUCUUUAUAUUGGUAGGAAUUUAACAGAGUAUUAUCAACAACCCAAAGAAGCAAGUGCUUUCUUCUUGCUCCUACUUUCGAGCUUGAACUUUGUACCUCUUGGUGUAUCAAACCCGCCUCCAACUUGUGGACCAGUUUUUCCUCCAGAUGCUGUUGCAGUUUACGCUGAAGACAUUCAUUUUUUGCAAUUUGCAUUGAAUCUAGAAUACUUAGAAGCUGAUUACUUUUUAUUUGGAGCCUUGGGCUAUGGUCUUGAUCAGGUUGCGCAAGAAUUAGCCAUGGGUGGACCACCACCCAAGGGAGCCAAGAAAGCUAACCUUGAUGAUCUUGCAAAACGUAUUGUCGAGGAGUUUGGAUAUCAGGAAGUUGGUCAUCUAAGGGUUAUUAAGUCAACAGUUGGUGGAUAUCCACGGCCGUUGUUGGAUUUAAGCGCGUCUAAUUUUGCAGCCAUUAUGGACAAUGCAUUCGGGCACCAUUUGGAGCCUCCAUUUGAUCCAUAUGCAAACAGCGUCAAUUACAUGUUGAGUUCAUACCUAAUUCCAUACGUUGGACUCACCGGCUAUGCCGGUAUGAAUCCAUUCCUCAACGGGUACAAAAUUAAAAGGUUACUAGGAGGUUUGUUAGGGGUUGAAUCAGGCCAAGACGCGGUCAUAAGGAUGUACCUAUACGAGAGGAGCCAAGAACUAGUGCACACAUACAACUACACUGUCGCCGAAUUCACAACACAAAUUUCAAAGCUGAGGAAUAAUUUGGGGAGGUGCGGAAUCAAAGAUGAAGGCGUCAUUGUACCAACGAACCUAGGAGCGGAGAAUCUAACAACCAGCAAUGUCUUAUCAGCAAUGUCUGAUUCUAAAUCUUAUGGCCGAACACCGGCUGAAAUUUUGAGAAUUGUAUAUGGAACUGGAAAUGAACAUGUUCCUGGUGGGUUCCUCCCGAACGGAGGAGAUGGAAAGAUUGCAAGACAGCUUCUAGUUCCACCACCUUAUUAUUAAAGUGCUUUGUGCCGGGAUUCUGUUGAAUAAUGUUGUAGCUCCAUACUAUAAUCAUCGAAUAAUAU